Molecule: messenger RNA, 1506 nt
Organism: Gossypium raimondii (Peruvian cotton)
Lineage: Eukaryota; Viridiplantae; Streptophyta; Magnoliopsida; Malvales; Malvaceae
Product: protein IQ-DOMAIN 9
Exons: 6
Coding region: 337-1272 (311 amino acids)
Molecular function (GO): protein binding
Source: RefSeq, a predicted model, not a curated record
CAAAUUUUUGUUCUUUUAUUUUCAAUCGGGGCCAAAAAGUAAGAAAACAGAAGAAAUAUAAAAACAACUAGAGAAAUAAAAAGCUGGUUAUGGGCCAUGGCAAUCCAUAUUCCACAACAACCCUUCUAUUAUUUUCUUUUCUUUUGAUUUCUGGCUUUCCUUCUUCUUUACUACAACAGCUACUGUUGUUGUCACCACCUUUUCCCCCUUUUUUUCCUCUCUCAAAAAACUCUUUGCUUGCAGUGCCUGCCUUCUUCCCAAAAGCGCCUCCUUUUAUUUGUCUGACUGCUUUGUUUGGUUGAUUUUUAAGUUGGAUAGAGAGAUUUAUUAUCAGCAAUGGGUUCUGGAAAUGUGUUGAAGACACUAGUGAAUAUAGUGAAGGAUGACAGCUCAAAGCAAGUGAAGAGAUCUUCAGCUUCUACAAAAUCCAAAGGCUUCAAAUGGAAGAAACUCCAGCGAAAGACGUCCAUGAGAACAAAAUUUAUUAGAGAUUCUGCUGCUCUUGGUAUGUCAAUUGAGGAUUUAGCAGCAACUCGGAUUCAAACCGCAUUCCGAGCCUAUAGGGCUAGAAAAAAAUUACGUCUAUUGAAAGGUAUAGUAAGAUUACAGGCUAAAACCAAAACUUAUUCAAUCAAAAAGCAAGCUACAACAACAUUAAAUUAUCUUCAUUCAUGGAGUAACAUACAGGCUCAGAUAAGAGCUCGUCGACUAUGUAUGGUAACGGAAGGCCGUCUUAGACAGAAGAAAAUAGCUAAUCAGCUAAAGCUCGAGGCAAAACUACAUGAGCUAGAGGUGGAAUGGUCUGGAGGCCCUGGCACAAUGGAGGAAGUUCUCACAAAGAUACAUCAGAAAGAAGCAGCUGCCGUUAAGCGGGAGCGAACCAUGGCAUAUGCCUUUUCCCAUCAGUGGAGGGCUCCCAACUCUAUCAAUAAUGGCCUUGGUAGUUAUAAACUUGCUAAAGCUAAUUGGGGUUGGAGUUGGGUGGAACGGUGGAUUGCUGUUCGCCCAUGGGAAAGACGGCUCCCAACUCCGUCGACUACCCCUAAAUCAACCCCUAAGGAACCACAGAACAAACAGACAAGCAAGGGUGGUAAAAACUCGAAUUCACCGAAGCCAAAAGCAUCAGUUUCAGUUAAACCCCCACUGUCCAAUGCGAGGGGAGCAAUGAAGCCUAGGAGGUUGUCUUAUCCUGGUGCUGAGAAACCAGCUGCUCGUCAAGUAAACACUAAAGCUGAUAAGAUAAACAUCGAAAAAGAAGAGAUAUCAACUUAGCAGCAAGCCAAAUAUAUAGUUUUAAGUGAUCAAAUCUUAUUUUCUUUUAUUUAGUUGUUGAAAAAUACAUGUAUUUAUUAUUAUACUACGCUUUUGCUUCUAAGCCUUUUUGUAUAUGAUGGGGGUGAUUCUUUACCUUUGUUGUCUUUGUUUUCUUGUCUUCUAACUUCUGUUUCAUACAUGAUGGAAAGAGACGGUAAUAUUUUCGUGGUAAUGUAAAUUUUCUUAUUUAAA